AUGGAGGCUGGUCAGGUGUCCGAUCCCAAAAAGCUGGCCGCCAUCGUCACGACAACGCAGAAGGUGAACAACAUGAUAAGCUUUGCCCAGGCGAUGAUCGCUCAGGCCCGCGCCAUGCUAGCUGAGGACCGCUAUCUCGAGGACGCCAUCUUGACCAACGCGACAGGCCACCUGAACAAGGCGGUCUUCAACGCUGGAGUGAACACGGUACCGAAUCAGGAUCGCUUGCAACUGAAGAUCAACGAGCUCGAGGCAGAGGAUAAGGUCUUCCAGGUCGCCUUUUCCGACGUCGUGCCGCUGCGCGUCACGAAUCUGGGCGCUUGA
Molecule: messenger RNA, 324 nt
Organism: Prorocentrum cordatum
Lineage: Eukaryota; Dinophyceae; Prorocentrales; Prorocentraceae
Source: the annotation of a GenBank genome assembly